AUUUUCUCUUUGUGUGUGUUAUGUAGAUCAACAAUCAUGUUUCUUGUCCUGUUCUCAACUUUCCUCACCCUCUCCUCCUGCCUUUCUCGACAAUAUUACUUUGUGGAUAAAAAUAUGACCUGGACUGAAGCACAGACGUACUGCAGACAGAACUACACUGAUCUGGCCACGCUUGAGAAUGCUAACAACACAAAGAGUUUGAUUGCUGCUGCUUUGAACAGUAGUUAUAAUGGAACUGCCUGGAUUGGGCUGUAUGAUGAUGUGAUAAACGGCUGGAGAUGGUUUUUGGAUGAUGAUACUCUUUAUGGGCCAGGAGAAAAACAUUUCAGGAACUGGUCAAACAUCUGGAACCAGGAGCCAAAUAAUUUAGGUGGAAAUGAAAUGUACACACAAAUGUAUCCACAAGGGAGCUGGAAUGAUUGGCAAUGCAGUGCCCUUAUCUACUUUGUUUGCUACAACAAAGCCACUAACAGUCAUGUUCUCAUCAAAUUGACUAUGACCGCCUCUGAUGCUCGUCAGCACUGCAGACAGCAUUACACAGACCUGGCCAUCAUCAGGAGCCAAUCAGAGAAUCAACUGAUUAUAAAUUUGUUAGAAUCCUACUCAGCUUGGAUCGGUCUUUACAGAACUAGACAGUGGUCAGAUCAGAGCAACUUCUCUUAUCAGAACUGGAUAACUGGACAGCCAGAUAACCUGGGGGGUGUUGAACGCUGUACCGCUGCGUCUCUUAAUAACUCUGGACAGUGGAGUGAUGAGAACUGCGCUAAAAACCUUCCUUUCUUCUGUUAUAAAGAAUCAUCUCCAACCCACAAAAAUGUGAUCACAAUCCAACUUAUACUCACCUCUCAGACAGAUCUAACUGAGCCAGAAAUGGAAAAUAUACUACUGCAGCAGCUCCAGAAAAAAAUUAUCAACAAAGGACUCCCAAGAAACAUCAAGCUGCAUUUGAAAAAAUAAUCCACAUUUGACCAACCUGUUAAAAAAAUUCAUUUAGGAACUGAGGGAGCAGUGCAUGGAUGAGGGUAUUUCCUAGUCUUUAAUUUUCUGUAACCUUCUUUUACAUGGAAAUACUCCAGCAAAAGGCUUUCUGGAGUGUUAGACGUCAUUAAUGUUCUAAUGCUAACAUAUCUUGUUUCACGUUUCUAUGUUUAUCUAAAGCACUUUGAAUUGUCAAUUUGUAUUUAAAAUGUGCUCUACAAAUAAACUUCCUAGUUUUGCA
Molecule: messenger RNA, 1219 nt
Organism: Astyanax mexicanus (Mexican tetra)
Lineage: Eukaryota; Metazoa; Chordata; Actinopteri; Characiformes; Acestrorhamphidae
Product: macrophage mannose receptor 1-like
Exons: 6
Coding region: 37-957 (306 amino acids)
Source: RefSeq, a predicted model, not a curated record